AUGGCCCCUGCAGUUGAUGGUCGCCUUGCUGUCCUUGCUAGCAUUCCUCUUUCUUUUUUUGCCGUCAUGGCACUUGGGCGACUUAUCAAGAAGAAGCGACAGAAUAAUCUUCCUCUUCCUCCUGGCCCAGUGCCGCUCCCACUGUUAGGGAACGUCUUAUCUGUUGACGCUCAGGAACCUUGGCUGACUUACACCAAAUGGGGUGCUGCGUAUGGGGACUUGGUCUUCGUGCGAAGCCUAGACGAGAGAAUGGUCGUGGUCAAUUCUCAGCACAUUGCAGAAGCCUUAUUGGACAAGCGUUCCCGGAUCUACUCCGAUCGACCAUACCUAGCCACACUCGAGCCAUAUGGCCUGUCGAUCAACUUUGCAUUCUUAGGCUAUCGCGAUGAAUGGCGCCUCUGCCGGCGACUCUUCCACCAAACUUUCCGUCCCGAGUCUGCUGUCAAAUUUCGGCCAAUGCAGAUCAGGCGGGCUCGUGAGAUGGUCGUCAACCUAGUCGAUGACCCUCAACAUUAUUAUGACCACUUCGCAACAUUCUCGUUAUCUGUUGUGAUGUCAGCUGUAUACGACUAUGACAUCGGCGCUCGUGAUGAUCCUGUGGUGCAGAUUGUCGUAAGGGCACUGAUUCCGGGCUCGGCCGUGUUGACCCCAGAGAGAGCAUUGAUGCUCAAGACGUUUCCCUUCUUACUCAAGUUACCUGACUGGUGCUGGGGAUCCUCGAUCAAACGUAGUGCUCGAGUUUCGACCAAGAACGUGAAUGAAAUGGCCGACGUGCCAUUUCGAUAUGUGCAACAGCACAUGGCUGACAGCUCGUUCCUUGCUCGAUCUUCGAUGGUCGCAGAGAAUUUGCGACGGAUGGAGACGCAAGAGGGGGCGCCCAAACCUGAAUUCGAGGAUGCUUUGAAGAAAGCCGCUACAACUGCUAUUAUGGCUUCAUAUGAGACGACUUCAGCAUUUUUGAUGAUUUUUAUUUUGGCCAUGGUAUUAUAUCCGGACAUUCAGAAACGUGCACAAGCGGAAAUCGACUCAGUGGUUGGAAGAGGUCGACUGCCAACAUUCGAGGACAGAGCAUCGCUACCCUACAUUGAGGCAGUUGUACGGGAGACUUUCCGAUGGCAGCCCGUUGCACCCCUUGGCGUACCACAUGCUACCUCAAGUGAUGACGUAUACAAUGGUUAUUUCAUUCCGAAAGGCACAAUCGUCACGUACAACAUAUGGGGCAUUACGCGGGAUGAAAAGCGUUAUCCUAACGCAUCUCGUUUUAUACCAGAGAGGUUCAUCGACAGCGAUGGCGUGUUGAUAGCUGAUGACCCUACACAAUACGUUUUUGGCUUUGGCCGGCGUAUAUGUCCAGGGCGGUAUACUGCUGAUGCCUCUGCGUGGUCUGCCGUUGUGACUAUGUUGGCCACGUUGGAUAUAUCUUCUGCCAAAGAUGACCAGGGCAAAGUGGUCAGCUUUACUCCCACGUUUAUCACGGGAGUGGCUCGGUACUUGACUUCUUCGUAUCAUUCUUUCUCUCGUCACUAA
This is a messenger RNA of Suillus plorans, 1527 nucleotides long. RefSeq names its product cytochrome P450. The record is from RefSeq and is a predicted model, not a curated record. Bases 1 to 1527 code for a protein of 508 amino acids. Gene Ontology annotation, molecular function: oxidoreductase activity, acting on paired donors, with incorporation or reduction of molecular oxygen; monooxygenase activity; heme binding. NCBI's taxonomy places the organism in Eukaryota, Fungi, Basidiomycota, Agaricomycetes, Boletales, Suillaceae. The transcript has 12 exons.